AUGUCUGAAAUACUAUCUAAGCCCAAAAGUGAAAUGUCAGAGAAGGAGCUUCAGGAGCUUGAGCAAUAUGAGUUCAAUCAUGGACCAAUGAGAUUGUUAUCCAAAGCAGUGAAAGAUAGCAGUACUAUUCUAAUUUCUCUACGGAAUAAUCACAAAUUGAUAGCGAAGGUGAAAGCGUUUGAUCGUCAUUGUAAUAUGAUCCUUGAAAAUGUGAGAGAAUUCUGGAACGAAACUGCACCAAAUGAUCGAAAAAGAAAGAUUGUGAGAGAACGAUUCGUUUUGAAAAUGUUCUUAAGAGGGGACUCCGUCAUUGUUAUAUUGAAUCAUAAUUCUGAGAGCAAAUGA
Brettanomyces bruxellensis is the source of this 345-nucleotide messenger RNA. RefSeq lists its product as uncharacterized. The record is from RefSeq and is a predicted model, not a curated record. Bases 1 to 345 code for a protein of 114 amino acids. The transcript has a single exon. Gene Ontology annotation, biological process: spliceosomal snRNP assembly; RNA splicing. Lineage: Eukaryota; Fungi; Ascomycota; Pichiomycetes; Pichiales; Pichiaceae. Gene Ontology annotation, molecular function: RNA binding. Gene Ontology annotation, cellular component: catalytic step 2 spliceosome; U1 snRNP; U2 snRNP.